AUGUUCCGUUAUUGCCGUAAAGCAUUCAACCAACCCUUCACUGCACGUUUCUAUAGCUCCGGUCGCCUUGUCAACAAAAAUGUCCUCAUUACGGGUGCUUCCUCUGGUAUUGGUGAAGCAUGCGCUCGUGAGUUUGCCAAAGAGGGUUCCAACUUGAUCCUUGCAGCAAGACGCGUGGAACGAUUACAGUCACUCAAGGAUGAAUUAUGCAAGACAUAUGCAGGCAUCAACGUCCAUACCGUGAACUUGGACGUGCGUGAGAAAAAAGCCAUUGAUGCAGCUAUUGAAAGUCUACCGAUGAAAAACGAGAUCGACUGCUUGGUCAACAAUGCUGGUUUGGUGAUCGGCGUGGAUCCCUUGAAAGAUGUCUCUGAAGAAGCCUAUGAUACCAUGUUCGAUACCAACGUCAAGGGGUUAGUAUUCGUUACUCAGGCUGUUUUACCCUACAUGUUAGCUCGACAAUCAGGCCACAUCAUCAACAUUGGAUCGGUGGCAGGCAAGCAAAGUUACCCCAAUGGCAGCAUCUAUUGCGCAUCGAAGCAUGCUGUGGAUGCCAUUACAACUGCACUUCGUUGGGAAUUGAUGAACACACCUCUUCGUGUUAGUGAAAUCAAUCCUGGCAUGGUGAAUACAGAGUUCUCCACGGUGCGUUUCCGUGGCGACAAGGAAAAAGCAGACAAUGUUUACAAGGGAUUUGAUCCACUUGUUGGGCAAGAUAUUGCCGAGUUGGUUACAUUUACUGCAUCACGUCCACCCCAUGUCAAUAUCUGUGAUAUGCUAGUAUUCCCUACCGCUCAAGCAGAUGCCCGUACUGCUCAUCGAAAAGAAAACUAA
Lichtheimia ornata is the source of this 834-nucleotide messenger RNA. RefSeq lists its product as uncharacterized. The record is from RefSeq and is a predicted model, not a curated record. The transcript has 8 exons. Gene Ontology annotation, molecular function: oxidoreductase activity. Lineage: Eukaryota; Fungi; Mucoromycota; Mucoromycetes; Mucorales; Lichtheimiaceae. Bases 1 to 834 code for a protein of 277 amino acids. Gene Ontology annotation, cellular component: cytosol.